Molecule: messenger RNA, 2202 nt
Organism: Varroa destructor (honeybee mite)
Lineage: Eukaryota; Metazoa; Arthropoda; Arachnida; Mesostigmata; Varroidae
Source: RefSeq, a predicted model, not a curated record
AUACAACUAGAGGGUGAUACAAGAGCACCUAGCAGCGACCAGCAAACAGUCGACGGCACUCACAGCCCACAGACGGAGAGCGAGGUCAGUCCGUUGGUGACUGAAUAAAGAAAAUAGUGUUAUACGGGAGAAGUUGGACAGUGAAUUUUGAUUGUAGAAAUCGAAGAGGGAACUUUGGAAGAGGGAGCAACGUAUCGACGAUCGAUGAACAUCUAACUACUUCUAACCGGGUUCUUCGCGGUAUCGAGGGAAACAGGAUAGAACAAAUUAGAUUGUAGUGAUUGUACCUUAGUCGUGUGGUGUCGUGCGUGACCCAAAGACAGCAACUCUAGAAGUUAGUGUUUUUAACUGCCAACAGUGAGGACCAUUGUGUUUCUGUUGUUUCAAGAUUAAAGACUGCUGGCGAGUUAUCCUCAGAGUGCUAUAUCGAAAAGUGUUCUACAACUGUCAACGAAGUUCCUAUUUCGUUACUAAAUCGAUAUAAAGGAAGUGUUUCGUCUCUCAGGACCUGUUUAAAGAAGACACUUAAAGGCAAAGUCGACGGCAGAUCGUUUAGGUGACCUGAUACAGUCAUCUAUUGAAGUUCUGUUGCCGUUCAAGUGUGAGCGGUAUGAUGAUGUCGUUUGAGCAAACUGUCGAGGUGCGUAAACCUAAAAAGCUAACCUCGUUCAGCAUAUCAUCUCUAAUUGAUACUGAUUCCGAUUGUGAGGACGACGUACCAGAUCUAAAAGUGGAAAAUUCUGACCCAGUCUCCGAAGACGGGCUUGAAGAAGAAGGUACCGACACGAAGGAAGGAACCGAAAACGGCAAUCAAGAGCCCGGCUUACCAGAACCCGAACUCAAAACGUUACCGGACACUUGGAAAAAAUCAAAGGACAAACCGCCUUUCAGUUAUAACGCUCUAAUUAUGAUGGCGAUCAGGCAAUCUACUGAAAAAAGACUUACCCUUAACGGCAUCUACGAGUACAUCAUGAAAAAUUUCCCGUACUACCGUGAGAACAAGCAAGGCUGGCAAAAUUCAAUCCGACACAAUCUCUCGCUAAAUAAAUGCUUCAUUAAGGUUCCCCGCCAUUAUGAUGAUCCGGGAAAGGGAAACUACUGGAUGCUUGACCCUAGCGCCGAUGACGUAUUUAUUGGCGGCACAACAGGCAAACUUCGUCGACGAACGGCGCCUGCGACGCGCAAUCGUUUAGCAUUGCUCCGACGGAACCCGGCGGCGCUUCAGGCCGCAGCGUUCGCCGCAACCUCUCAUCUAAUGGGGGCCGGGUCCCCGUACAGCGCGUAUAGUUCCGGUCAGCCAUGGCAUAACGCGGCAGCCGCAUUAGCAGCAGCAUAUCAAAGCGCCGUGGUUUCGAAACUUAGCCAACAGCAACAGCUGCCAAAAAGCCUCCAGCAGCAGCAACUCCCCAUUCCACACCAACUGCCUCCCACGGCGUUACCUCCAGUAGCCCUCGGAGCCCCCCUGGAGCGCCUUUCGCCCUUCGGAGCGCUAUACCCGCCCAACCUUUACCUUCAGCAGCAACAGGCGUUGGCACAGCAGCGCUCCGCCCUUAUUGCGCGAAUGCAGGCCCAAGAAGAACUAGAUGCCCUUCGAAGGUCUCCCAGUUCCCAUUAAGAACCUCUAACCUGUAGCUUAGUGGAGUGCCAUGGCAACUGGAGGCCCCAUUGACAGGGAUAACGGCAAUGGCUUUUGUUAGAUAUGCUAGUAUAACCAAGUGCCCUAUUUGUUGUUAUUAAUAAGGGCAGCUGUUGAUGGUCUGUUAAACACACACCUAAAAAAAAAGAUAAGAACAUGAGAGAGAACAAAGAGAAAAAUAAUAGGACAAAAAACAUACGUGCGAAUGUACUUCAGCAGAAUUUUGACGACGUCUAUACUGUACAUAUUUAUAUAGAUAUAAAUAUAUAUAUAUAUGAAGGAAAAACAGUCAAUUCCUGCCACUCUCCUACGGCCCCGAUUAGGAAAAAGAAUAAGCUCUCAGUGCCGAGUGACGAUUGCUGGGGACACGGACGCAGGCAAUAGCACUUAACGAUCUCAAAUGUGAUGCAAUAUUCUGUACAUAAUUCUGUAAAUAAGUGGCAAUUGUUGUCAGAAAGUGAAGAAAAUGUAAUGAAAAGACCAAUAACAAGCAAGUGUAGCUUAUAUUACGCUGAUCCAAUGAUGAUGUGUUAUGUAUAGAUGCUGAUGUGUGUGGUGAUAUAAGC